GCGAAGGAAAAAGGCAUAAAUAUUUUCAAAUAUAAAUUUUGUAAAAAUUUAAAUUUUUUUAAUAUUUUUUAAAGAGCUUCAAGGAAUUAUGUGCGAGCAAUGCACCUGGAGUAUGAAUGGAAUUAAUCCUAUUAGAGCGGUUAAAGGAGACAACCUCGAAGAUUUCUUGCCUUUGCUGGAAGUCAAAUCUCCAAAUACUAAUGGCGUGGUCGCAGCAAUAUUUAAAAAAGGGAAUCACGAAGAAAUGCAUUUCUUUUUUAACACGUUAUUGCUUGAAGUUGAAAAUGACUUUGGUACUUUAAAUUUUGUACAACGUUACGAAUACACUAAAUUAAAUCUUGCACUUGGCAAUCUUUGGUUUGAGUGGGUAACAAAAGGGAUUUACUUGGGAAAAAGGAGAAUUUUUCUUUGCAUCCAUAUCGAUGAUUUUUUUGCCGCUACGCAAAUAUACCGCAGCACCGAUUUUCGAAUCGGCGAGGACGCCGUUCAUGCGGCAGUCGAGUGGAUUCAGGCGACCAAUCAAAGACUGCCUUCCGGUUCGAAUGUUCGAUUUGAGCUGGCCUAUAACGGCGCUGGAUAUGAAGCUUUAAACUUUGAGCCUAGUUUUUAUUAUUAUUAUUAUUAA
Messenger RNA from Zophobas morio, 625 nucleotides. RefSeq lists its product as uncharacterized. The coding region runs from base 89 to 625 and encodes 178 amino acids. The record is from RefSeq and is a predicted model, not a curated record. NCBI's taxonomy places the organism in Eukaryota, Metazoa, Arthropoda, Insecta, Coleoptera, Tenebrionidae. The transcript has 7 exons.